Molecule: messenger RNA, 8110 nt
Organism: Trichoplusia ni (cabbage looper)
Lineage: Eukaryota; Metazoa; Arthropoda; Insecta; Lepidoptera; Noctuidae
Gene: Usp32
Product: ubiquitin carboxyl-terminal hydrolase 32-like
Exons: 26
Coding region: 223-5280 (1685 amino acids)
Biological process (GO): protein deubiquitination
Cellular component (GO): Golgi apparatus
Molecular function (GO): calcium ion binding; cysteine-type deubiquitinase activity
Source: RefSeq, a predicted model, not a curated record
GCGUAUUUGCAAGAUAGUUAAGACAAAGUAACUGAUACGAAAAACGCAAUUGGUAUCACGGAGUCUCAAAAGUUGUUCUUAUUGGAUGUGAUGUUGAAGUAAAAGAAAAAAUAUUCAAUAUGGCUACAGAUCAUACGACGUGAGCUGUCAGCUGUAAUAAUUUUUGUUUCUUUGUGUUUAUUACGCCUUUAAAAAUGUUAUGAUCGUUAUUUACUCGCGAAUAUGGGUGCAAAAGACUCAAAACCAUCUUUUAUAUUGUACGAGGAUGCAGUGAAACGAGUGUCUGAUAGUGAGUUGAGACGUAUACGCGAAGCGUUCAAGAGAUGUGCCGGUGCGAACGGGACGGCCUUGAGCUUAGAGGCGUUUGUCCACGAAGUGCUAUGCGAUGGUGUUCCCUUCGAGGUGGCGGAGUGGCUGUACCAGGCCUGCGGCGGCACCAAGCGCGGCAUCGCCUUCCGGGAGCUGCUCUGCGGGAUCGUCGUGCUCACUAAGGGCAACAUCGAAGAAAAAAUCAAGUUCCUAUGGACCCUCUACGUAAAUAACCAAGGUGAUAACAGCACAUACAUAUACAAGAGGGAUUUCGCACGGACUCUACAGCUGGAAUAUUCUUCACUUCCUCUCAUUGGCGGCCAGAGGAAUGCGGAGAUACUCCUGAGCCUGUUUGGGCCGACGGAGAAGGUCACAUUCGACCAGUUCCGGUCGUGGCUGCUCAUACAUAAGGAUGCGACAGUGUUGUCCAAAUGGCUACUGUCCGAGGUGAAUGUGGCUCAGGAUCUGGAGACACCGACGUUUUACCAGAGCCUGGCUGGUGUUACACACUUGGAGGAAAGGGAUAUAAUAGAGCUAGAAAAAUGCUUCUGGAGUCUUCGGAACGCGGCGCCAACAGGCCAGCUGGACGCGGAGAGCCUGACGCCGCUGCUGUCGCCGCCGCUGCCGGCCGCGGCCGUGGCUGGGGCCUUCCUGGCCUUCGACGAGAACAGGGACGGACAUGUGGACUUCAAGGAGCUGUGCUGCGGGCUCAGCGCCGCCUGCCGGGGACCCCGGACUGAGAGGCUCAAGUUCUGUUUCAAAAUCUUCGACCUGGACAGCGAUGGAGUCCUCAAUAAGAAGGAGCUGAUCGACAUGGUGGGCAUCCUGUGCACCGUCGCCAACGAGAACCUAAAGAACCAGAGCUCCCGCGCCUCCACACCCUCAGACAUCAACGACUCAGAGGGCACGGAGAAAGGAUUCGACCCUGAGGUCAUACUCCUGAAUCUGAGGGACAAGCUGAUUACUGUGCCCAAAAAUGGCAAGAAACCAGUUUUCCAGUUGGGCAACGGAGAUAAUAAAGAGGAAAUUGCUGCUUUGAAAGAGCAACAGCAACAACAGCAGCAGCAAGAACAAGAAACAGAAGAGGAGAACGAAGGCAUAAUCUCAUCGGACAUGGCGCUGCCGCUGGAGGACUUCCUGAUCUGGAGCGUGGAGAGCGCGGAGGCGCUGUUCACGCCCUUCCUGGACCUCGUGUUCGAGGUGUGCCACAUCGUGCUCGGGCUGCGGCCGCACUGCAAGCACCAGGAGAGGGACAUCGUGCUGGGCUGGCUGCGGCGCGAGGUGCAGCGCGGCUACGCGGUGGGGCAGUUCUGGUACCUGGUGGGCGCCGACUGGUGGGCCGCCUGGCUGGCGCACACCGCCGCGCCGCCCGCCGCCUGCUGCCGCGCGCCGCCGCGCCUGCUGGACGAGGCCAUCGUCUGCGACGAGAGCUUCACCAGCAACUCCACAGAGUCGAUGGGCUCGCUGCUGUGGCGCGACUCGGCGUCGGUGGGCUCGGCCAGCAGCAGCGGCGUCAGCUCCGCCGCGCCGCGCGCCGCGCCCAGCCCCGGGCCCGUCGACAACAAGCGUCUGCUGGCGCCCAACCUGCUCAAGGUCCGCACGCUGACGGGCGAGGGCGGGCACCUGCGGCGUGACGUCACGCUGGCGCAGCACCGCGACUUCGAGCUGCUGCCCGACAAGCUGUGGCGGGCCAUCGCGCUCUGGUACGGCGGCCCCGACCCGCUGCCCAGGCAGGUAAUAAGGCCGCCGAAUUCCGAUGUGGAGUUAGAGCUGUAUCCCUUACAGUUAAAGAUUCUGCGACACGUGCCGAAUACUCAGAGUAUGUUUUCCCCCUCAGCGCCGGUGUCUGGCGCGGGCGCGGCGGGCGCGGGCGGCGCGGCGCUGUACCGCGCGGUGCCGCUGGCGCCGGCGCCGCCCGAGCGGCAGCUGGCCUACACCGCCGCCUUCUCCAGGCUCGCCACCGUCAAGCAGGUAUGCGAGUUCCUAUGCGCAGCGCUGGGCCUGGCCCGCGAGGACAUGCGCCUGUGGUCGCUGGGCUCGGCCGCCGUGCUGCUGGACGACGAGCGGCCCACGCUGCAGGCGCUGCGCCUGGGCGAGCGGGCGCGGCUGCUGCUCGAGCUCAGGAACCCAGACCUCACCUGGCCCGAGGAGAUCGGGGCGCUCAGCAUGACGAGUGGCUCGAGUCGGGCCACAGAACGGCGGGAGACGCUGAUAGCCCCCAACAUGCCCGGUGCUACGGGUCUGCAUAAUUUGGGCAACACCUGCUUCAUGAACGCGGCCUUACAGUCUGUGUGGAACACUGGCCCAUUAACACGAUAUUUCAAUUCGGGCAUGCAUUUAUAUGAAGUGAAUACGACGAACCCUCUCGGGACCAAGGGAGUGUUAGCGAUGAGAUACGGAGAAUUAUGUAAAGAGGUGUGGUCGUGCUCGGCGCGCUCGGUGGCGCCGCUGCGCGUGCGCUGGUGCGUGUCGCGCUGGGCGCGCGCGCUGGCGGGCGGCGGCCAGCACGACGCGCAGGAGCUGCUGGCCUGGCUGCUGGACGCGCUGCACGAGGACCUCAAGCGCACCCCGCCGCCCGCCCUCACCCCGCCCCCCGCCGCCACACCGCCCGCCCAGGACCCCGCCGCACCGCCGCAGAGACUACCCGAUCAGGUGGUAGCGGCGGAGGCGUGGGAGCAGCACUGUUCCCGCAACGCGUCCAUCAUGACGGAGCUGUUCUACGGCCAGCUCAAGUCCAAGGUCGUGUGCGACACGUGCGCGUCCGAGUCCGUGCGCUUCGACGCCUUCAACAUGCUCAGCCUGCCGCUGCCCAUGGAGAGCUACGUCUGCGUCGAACUCAAGGUGAUGUUGUUGGACGGCUCCGUGCCCAUAAAGUACGGAGUGCGAGUGAACUCGGAGGGCACGUAUGCGGACGUCAAGAAGAAGCUGUCUGAGCUGUGCGGGCUGCCGCCCGAGUCGCUGGUGCUGGUGGAGCUGUGCGGGGCCAGCGUGUCGCGCGUGGUGGCCGAGUCCUGCCGCGCGGCGCCGGCCGAGCUGCUGGCCUACCAGCUGCCGCGCCGCGCCGCGCUGUCCGCGCCGCCCGCCGCGCCGCUCGCUAACGGAUGGUGCACGGAGUCUCAGCAGUGGGCGGAGGUGAGUGUGGGCGGCGGCAAUACUUCCUCACUCUGCAUGCCAGCACUCUUCUGCUUCAAGCGCUCGAGAUCGGAAAUUCUUAUGUCCCAGAGUCCGCCGUCGACCAUGUACAACCACGCGGUGUUCAAGGACAACCCCGAGCAGCGCAGCAACACGCUGCCCAAGGACCUGAAGAAAGAGAACGGCAGCAGCUCGCCGACCCUGAGCGUCAAGUCACUCAACAUGAAGCCUUCUAGUCCUCGCCUUAAGGUCAAGUUCGGCUCGUCGCCGUCCAACAUGUGCAAGAUGGACGAGCCCGCGGACGCAGACGCCGGACACAUACAGUACCUGGUGGCAGUGCACAGGAAGCAGUGUCGCGCGGACGCGUACUUCCUGCCGUGGCAGCGCAGCCGCUCGUCGCUGUUCGGCGUGCCGCUGCUGGUGGGGCUGAGCGGCGGCGCGGGCGCGGGCGCGCUGUCGGGGCGCCAGGUGUACGCGCGCGUGUGGCGCCAGGCCGCGCGCCUGGUGUCGCCCGCCGGCACCGCGCACAACCACGCGGCCGACUGCGACGACUCGCUGGGCUACGAGUUCCCCUUCCGCGUGCGCGUCGUGCGCGCGCCCGGCGCCUGGUGCGCGCGCUGCGCCUGGCCGCGCCUCUGCCGCGGCUGCGCGCUGCCCUCCGACGACACGCCGCUGCUGCUGCACCGAGGCUCGGAGCCAUCCCGGAAGCAGUCGUACGCGGUGCCGGCCGACGUCGACGGCGACAUUCCCAACACGAACUCCCCCAUAGCCAAGAACAAACUUAACCGGCUCGCCUCCACCAGGCUCUCCACCGACAUCACGGGUGAGUCGGAGUGCGGUGAGGUCCGCGCGUACGAACUGGGCGCGCUGCUGGCAGGCCCGCGCCGCGCCGGCGUCAUGCUGGCCAUCGACUGGGAUCCCACCGCACUGCAUCUGCGGUACCAGUCCACCAGGGAGAAGGCGUGGGUGGAGCACCCGUCGCUGGCGCUGUGCGCGGCGGAGGCGGUCCGCGCGGUGGACCUGCGCAGCUGCCUGCGCGCCUUCACGUCCAGCGAGCGUCUGGAGCAGCGCUACCACUGCGCGCACUGCCGCUCCGCGCAGCCCGCCACCAAGAAGCUGCAGAUCUGGCGUUUGCCGCCCAUCCUCAUCGUGCAUCUCAAGCGCUUCCAGUACGUCAACAACAAGUGGAUCAAGUCGCAGAAGGUCGUCAACUUCCCUUUCCACGACUUCGACCCCACCGACUACCUGGCCUCCGUGCCGCAGGAGACCAUCCUGCGGCACACCGAGAUCCUGACGCUGCGCCGGCGGUCCUCCCUGGUCGACGACACCAUCUCCGAGUCCGACUCCGACCAGGACGAGGACUCGCCGCCGAAGGUCCACAACAAGCCUAAGGUGGAGAGGAAGCGCAAGGAAUCCGCGGAGGUGCGCGGCCGACAGCGGCUGGAGUCUACCAGUCUGGUGACCACGCCCGUUACAGACGACAACCUCAUCGACUACCACCAGCACCACCUAUUAAAAGACCAAGAUCCCUUCGACAUCAAAUACAGAUUAUAUGCUGUAGUGUCGCACUCCGGGCAGAUGAGCGGCGGUCACUACGUGGCCUACGCGCGCAACCCGUCGGGCGCGUGGCUGUGCUACAACGACAGUUCCUGCCGCGAGCUGCCAGGCCGCAGCCCGCCCAUCGACCCCGCCAGCGCCUACCUGCUGUUCUACGAGCGACAGGGACUCGACUACGAGAGGUAUCUACCCGAUAUAACUGGGAAAGAACCGGUAGUGAAAGAUGCAGAAGUCCUGGACCCUGACGACAACGACCUCAAGAAGAUGUGCUCCAUCAUGUAGGAACAGUUUUGAUAGUAGAGUCGAGAGGUUCAGACUACGCGCCCGGGCCGCGGGCUUCAGGCCAGCUGUGAGCCUGUGACCAGGCUGUGGCCACGCUGCUCAUGUUGGUAUGCGCGACAUCCGGACAACUCCGUCAGUUUCGACAUCCCCUUAUUCACGUGGUCCAGACAAAAAAGUGGUAAAAAACAUUAUUUUGAAAUCCACGCAACAACAAAUGUAAUCAAAGUUAUAUUUUCAUUAUUUAUUAGCAUUGAUGUUGUGGAAUAUUGAGGAAUAACUCUACCGCGUACGGGACCACGAAAACGAAACGCUCAAAUAAAAUAAUUUGUUGUAUUGAAUCAUUACAUUCAGUUUUACGAAGUUAUAAUUCAUUGAUAAGUAUUGGUUCAAUAAAAAACGGCUUGUUUUGAAUGUUUUUCAAACAAUUUUAUUGUAUAAGUAUAUCUUGUAGCUGACGGCUAUCCGAACCUAAUACCAAAACGUAUAGAUACACAAAUUAAAAAUAAUAUAUUUAAAAAUUAUGAACAACUGAACAUAAAUUAUAACCUUUAUGAUGUAUUUUAAAUUUUGAUGUUGAUUUUAUUUUAUUAGGUGUUUUGCGCGAUAUCGCUAGUUCCGUUGAUUUAAACCACAGGUGACACAAUGAAUAGCGAUUCAACUGCAUUUGGUUAUUAUAACAUGAUAUAGUUCAAGCCUUUUCGAUCUAGGAAAAGAUGCUUCUGACAUGUUUUAUCUAGAUUGUUUCUUCGUAUCUCUUAAGUAAGUUAUAUAAAAUGUAUCGUCUAUACAUUAUGUGGUCUGUGGUUAGGGUUGUAAACAGUGUUUUGUUUGUUAUUAUGAUUGUGUAGUUGUAAUGCAUUCCUAUUGUUGGUUCAUUUUAAGCGUUCUGAGCAACAUGCGGGACUGUUGAGAUGGUUCGAAGCUUUAUAGCAAAUGUGGGUGGAAACAUAAUUAACAGCAAUUAAUUGGAACACGUAGCGUCGUUAUAGAGUCCCUAUAACUUCCUUUCCACUUCAUAAGUAUAAAAGUACUUUCGCUAAAGUAUUAAUGCCUGAUGAGGUGAUGAAUCUGAUAAUUAUGUUUUCGUUCAUUUACAAUUUGUUUUCUUGUUAAUGGUUGCCAACGUGUUCGCAUCCAUGUAAUAAUAAUGUCAAGCAAUUGUGAUAUAGUUUGAAAUAUAAAUCGUUGGGUUGCUCUCGACCUCUGAACACAGUGGUCUGUUACAAAAGCGCGUUGUCAACCCAAAAGGUAAUGUUAUAAGUUUUGUUGAGGCCGGCGACAGAACAAAACAAGCGCGUCGCCCGGCCUCGCCCGUUACUUUAAUAUUAUAAUGGAGACUGAUGUGAUGUAAUAUAAUAAAUGUGAAGUGCUAUAUUUUACUCAUUGGAAUAUUUUGUAUUUAAUUAUUGUAAAUAGUGCGUCGGUAAUGUUUUGUACCAAGUAACGUUUGUGUGUGACCAUUGUAUGUGCGGACUAUAGACGAUAUAGUCGUCGAAUUGCUCAGCUGUCUGUAUCGUGAUAUAAAUAGCUUAGGACGCGACUUUCAUUAUUUUAAAAGUCACACAUAAUACAAUUUGUGUAUAAGCAGUCUCUCCGUUUCGUUGGUCCAAAACAUUAAUAACGGAAUAUUAAAAUAAUAUAUUCUUCUAGUGCGGAAACUAUUUAGUGUUACGAUACUGUGUUAUUGGCGAUUUAUGUUGUUUAAACGAAACAAUUAGUUAUUGUUGUAUGAGUGUACCGAGCCUCAGUGCGGGGCUCGCUGUAACUGUCUCCGCGCGGACGGCUUAGGGCACAAUCAAGUGAUGCUUAAUAAAUUCUAGUGAAUACGAUAUAUAAGUAUUAGACUACGUUAAGUAAUAUAUUAUUAUUGAUAUUAUGAGCCGGUGUGCACGAUCCUAUCAUAUUAAUUUGUAAACAUUGUAAUCGAUAUAAUUUAAACCGUAGCUUUUAUAACGCGACGUUACGCUAGCAAGUUACUGCUAGUCAGGGUAGUUGUAUAAACAGGACACCAGUGUUGUACCACGUGCGUCCAUGUUUAGUCGAUAUUUUUAUUUAUUCGAUCGUGUGCACCUCUAUUCGUUACACGGCUACAAUAGUUGAAAACAGCUAUUUCUCAUAGACUAUCAAAGCUAGAGAUAAAGUCUAUACGAUUUUAAAGUAGCCGUUGCCGCAAUACUCGUCUAAACCACGAUAGGUGCGCACGCGCAUAUUUUGUAUAUUUUAACGUAUGUAAUUUCGGUAUUGUUGUAAUGCCAUUGUGAGUGAAUCGUGCCAUUGAUCGAGUUUCCUUCUUCUAUACCAAAGCACUAUUUUUUCUUACACUUGGUUGGAAAUUAAAACUGCGACCAGACAUAGCUGACUGAGUAAUUCCCAAAUAUUUAAAAUGUUCACACAAGUUUAUAAUAUAGAUCAUUACUUGCUUGCUUGUCUAUCUGUCAUUCUUUUCUAUCUGUCUCUGAAAUAGUUAUUGAUAUUGUUUCAAAACUGCUUUGUGUUUGGUUAGUUAAAACACAAGACGAUCUUUCUAUUUUUUCUGCUAGAUUAGGAUAACUCGUGAUGUACACACACACACACACACACACUAAGUCUGGUCGUAAUUUUAACAAAAUUCAACGAUUACCCACACUAUGACAGUUUUGAUAAAAACUAUCAGAUUGUUCACUUGUUUUGAUACAAUUAGCUUUAUCGUCAGUGCGUGGCUCCGAGCUAUACCUGGUAUGUCUGGUAUGGAGACAUACCAAUAUCUCUUGCGUUCAAUGUUAUAUCAAAUUGUUAUCCAUUUAAGUAUUUUGAAUAUCCCUGUGCAAUAAAGAAUUUCUUUUGUAUGUAA